Messenger RNA from Enterobius vermicularis (human pinworm), 558 nucleotides. Lineage: Eukaryota; Metazoa; Nematoda; Chromadorea; Rhabditida; Oxyuridae. The record is from the annotation of a GenBank genome assembly.
CUUAACAGUGUCGAUUCCGUAUUUUUCACUGGUGAGUCGGCUUUAACUCCAAACCAUAGAGGGCCAACAGGUGAUGGCUACGGACCUCCUAUACUACCGGGUGCCGCAAUACCACCUCCUGUUCCAGCAGUAAGUGUCGGCGGAUCAGCUGCCGGAAUACCUCCAUCCUACCAAGUGAUCGAUGCUACGCAAAAUCCUCCUACAACUCUCAAACCAUCGGCGCUGUUCAAUGUACUUAGCAAAGCAGACUUGGGAUUCAACCAAGCAAUGACUCAUUUCGAACAAGGGACACCUAUGGAAUCUGCUGCAAUCGAUAUUCUUGAAGUAGCACUGGGGAGCCAAAAACUGGAUAGCCAGGCUAGACUGCUUGGUCACGUUGACCGUGCUAUUGGUAUUGACAAUUUGCAGCGUUUACAACGAUGGGCAAACACUGGAGGUGCUCUUGAUUCGCUAAAAGAACAACUUUCAAGAUUUGCAAAGAACUUUAGCCCGCCGGAGCACUUAUUCCCUACUAUACCUCCACAGUUGAGUCAUCUAUUUAAUACAAGAAAGCGCUGA